UUUCGGACCAACCCAAAUAACCGUAACGACCGCCAAACGGAGAGGCUCACUGUUCUCUCCGAUUCCGAUUGCGAUUGCGAUUGCUGCUCCGAUCCUGCACCUCAAACCCUAGAUUCCCUCUAGUCUAGGGUUCCCACAACGAUGCCUUCGUCCCCCAAGUUCUUCCACGCCCGCCAACCCCCCUCCGGUCGCCGAUCGACGGUCCUGAUCAUCUGCUUCUGCCUCGUCUUCGGCCUCUCCGGCUUCGUCUUCGGCCUCGUCGCGCUCCACAGCAGCCAGUACAACUGCCUCACCACCCACUCCAGAUCGGUGAGGGUCGUCUGGGAGCGAAUUGGCAGCACCACCAGAACCAGCCAAAACGGCCUCGUUUUCAGCGACGGAGAUGCAAAUAGCGGCAGGCAUAAAGUCAUGGGCUUCGUCGGCAUUCAGACCGGCUUCGGAUCCGUCGGCCGGAGAGAGUCCCUCCGGAAGACUUGGAUGCCGUCCGAUGCCCAGGGCCUUCAACGAUUGGAAGAAGCCACUGGUUUGGCUUUUAGGUUCAUCAUUGGUAAAAGCAAGGACAAAGCACAGAUGUUGGAGCUGGGAAAAGAAGUGGCGAAAUACGACGAUUUCUUGCUGUUGGAUAUUGAAGAGGAGUACAGUAAGCUCCCCUACAAAACAUUGGCUUUCUUCAAAGCUGCCUAUGCGCUUUUUGAUUCCGACUUCUAUGUUAAAGCUGACGACGACAUUUACUUGAGGCCAGAUCGCCUUUCGACGCUCUUGGCAAAAGAGCGCUCUCACUCUCAGACUUACCUUGGAUGCAUGAAAAAGGGCCCAGUCUUCACCGACCCAAAGCUUAAAUGGUUUGAGCCACUAGCGUAUUUGCUAGGGAGUGAAUACUUUCUCCAUGCCUAUGGUCCAAUCUAUGCUCUUUCUGCCGAUGUUGUUGCAAGUUUGGUUGCUCUUAGGAAUAACAGUUUCCGGAUGUUUAGCAAUGAGGAUGUCACAAUUGGUGCAUGGAUGCUUGCAAUGAACGUCAACCAUGAGAACAAUCAAGCACUAUGCUCACCAGAAUGUACAUCAUCAUCUAUUGCUGUGUGGGAUAUUCCUAAGUGCUCAGGGCUCUGCAAUCCAGAAAAGAAACUGUUAGAACUACAUCAAAAGGACAGCUGUACAAAAAGUCCAACGAUGGAAUCUGAUGAUGAUUAGCAGUCCUGCAUCUGUUUGCUCAUGGAGUGGAUCAACUAAGGAGUUAAUUUUGGUGGAUGCCCAUCCCAAUAUUUCAUGAUGAGUUUUGUUCUUAUGAGUUCGUCCUAUAUUUUGAUCGGCCCACGCAGUACGAUGGAAAAACAGAACUUUAUAGGCCUUUUGUUUAGGGUGAAGGAUAUAAAGAGAGGAAAGUGUGGAAAAAGGGUAGGGGUCACAGUUACAGGAUUUUUAGGAACAAAAGUAGUUAUUAGUGUUGUAAUGUAAUCAUUCAUCUUGAUUUUUUUAAUGAAAUAUCGUUCAUU
Messenger RNA from Rosa chinensis, 1490 nucleotides. Its product is annotated as probable beta-1,3-galactosyltransferase 14. Bases 142 to 1188 code for a protein of 348 amino acids. Gene Ontology annotation, cellular component: Golgi membrane. Lineage: Eukaryota; Viridiplantae; Streptophyta; Magnoliopsida; Rosales; Rosaceae. The record is from RefSeq and is a predicted model, not a curated record. Gene Ontology annotation, molecular function: hexosyltransferase activity. The transcript is spliced from 7 exons.